Messenger RNA from Pelodiscus sinensis (Chinese soft-shelled turtle), 1329 nucleotides. RefSeq lists its product as uncharacterized. NCBI's taxonomy places the organism in Eukaryota, Metazoa, Chordata, Testudines, Trionychidae. The record is from RefSeq and is a predicted model, not a curated record.
AUGCCUGGCAACCCUAUCCUUACUUCAUGGCUUGCUGAGUCACAGAGAGCAGCCAUUGGCUGUAUCCAUGCCAAGCACCCCAGAGUCAGCCUGUCACUGCUGGUGCUGGGCACCACCAUCCUGCUGGGAUGGGGCACCCAGCCAGUCUGGGGCAUCCAGGACAACAGCCUGCUGCCCACAAACAUCAAUGAAGAAGCUCUGGUUCAGAUUCUCAGGCAUGUCAAGAGGGGCAUGAGUGCCUACGACCAGUUUGCAAUUGCCAUGCUGCUGUCCCGUGAGGCCUGCGAGAAAUCCACCACUGCAGAGCAGGAAGGUGCCACUAUUGAGGACAAGCUGCUCAAGAUCUGGGAAGAAGACCGUCUAGAUAAAGAACCAUACGUCUACACAGACCAUUUCCUGGUGGCUACUGUGAAGAGGGAUGAGCAUAAGGGCUGGCACGCCGAGGCCGUGCUGGUGGGCACCAUGGAGACAGAUAAAAAAAAGCGAAAGAGCUGGGUCUACAACUUCCUAAAGGUGUUCCUUGAUAACAGAAAACAGACAUAUCCACCCGACAAUAGUUGCUUCAUCUUUUUCUCCCUGAUCUCACCCUGCCUGGACUAUUGCCUGAACCCUGAGAGCGACACAUACAUCCUGACAGACCUGCAGGACAGCUUGCAGGGCUACGACCCCCGUUUCCAAGCCUUUGCUUUUGAGCAUGUCUACAAGGAGGAUCAGCCCAAGGGCCAGAUCAAACUGUGGGAGGCCUGGCGCCAGAUCCCCAUGCCCCUGUUCCGCUGCUCCUUUGACCAACCUGAGAGCUGCAUAAAAUGCACAGGGGACAUAGACACCAAUGAGUGCUUGGAUGACAUCGGAUUCCUUCCCCCAGACAGUUUCUUCAGCUAACACCCCACAAAGGGGUAGGCACUUGACACAUCUCUGCCACACUGGGCUCUGCUUGCUUUGCUUGGUUCCUUGCCCUCUGAGUCAUUCCUUCCGCGAGAGUAGGUACAACACCCCCUCUUCCUUCCCCGGCAUCCUGGGUCCACACCCACCCGCCCAGGGCUGGAGUCAGUCUCUGCCCAGCUGAAGGGAGCCAGCGCAGUUGGGAGGCCGGACGGCUGGGCUCAGCUGCUCUUGCCAGGAGCUGAUGGAGCAGAAGCAUCCCUCCGAGGGAGGGGGCUGUAGUAAUGCUGGUCCUUCUAUAGAGCUUCCUCCCCAAAGCUAGUCAGAGUAGUAGCCCCAGGCCACAAAAGCAGACACUGAGGCCCAGCCCCCUUGGUCCACAGCUGUAACUACUGAACCCCACUGCCUUCUGUGAGCUGGGAACAGAACCCAAGAUCCCUGGCUCCC